AUGACAGAAGCGAGCCAGCAGGACGACGGCAGGAAGAGCAGCAGAGGAGCCGCGAAGCAGCCAGACAGAGACUAUCACUCAGACGUGGAGAACGUGGCGGAGGAACGUCAGAAGCAUGGGAGGGCCGUCGUCGAGCUCCUGCAGGAUCAGGAGCAGCUGGACGCGUCCGGCAGGAGGAAGCCGGUGUUGGUCCGGUCAAAGACCUUCGAUCACUCGCUGCUGACUCAGAUCCAGACCGACUCCGACUCCAAGAUGGAAAGGAAGAAGUCUCACUACAGCCAGCUUUCGAAGAGCAACUGCCAGUACCAUAAAAUAUUCAAGGAGAUCAGCAAAGAGGAGCAGCUCAGACAGAGUUACACCUGUGCUCUGCAGAAGGACAUCCUCUACCAGGGACGCAUGUUCGUCUCCGACCACUGGAUCUGCUUCCACUCCAAGGUGUUUGGCAAAGAUAUCAAGAUCGCCAUCCCAGUGGUGUCCGUCACCAACAUCAAGAAAACCAAAACCGCCAUCCUGGUGCCAAACGCUCUGGUGAUCGCCACCGCAAACGACAGGUACGUGUUCGUGUCGUUCCUGUCCAGAGACAACACCUACAAGUUCCUGAUGUCCGUCUGUCUUCACCUGGAGGAGAAGAGUCCGUGCAGCAGCCCAGUUCCUUCGUCGGCUGAAAACAGCUUCAGAGGUCAGAGGUCGCCGCUGUCGCCUCGCUUCCCUCUGAGCGAGUUCAGCCAUCUGGACGGACCGGUCCGACAGAGGAGGCAGGAGAUGGAGGAGAGCAGCAGCUCCGACUCCCCAGAGUACGACAAGAUAGCAGAGUUCCCCGUUCCUCCGUUCCUGGAUGUUUUAAAGCACCCGGACGGUUCGACGCCUCCUCAACAUCCGGAACACAAAGUGAAGAACCAGCAGCAUCAGAACCAGCAGCAUCAGAACCAGCAUCAGAACCAGCAGAGCUCCGACAACAAGCAGCACGCCGGUAAAAUGAACUCGGAGGUGAUGCUGGACAGCAGGACGCUGAAGCCGCUUUCUCUCAACACGCUGCUGCUCGUCUACAUGUUCCUAGUCUGCGUCCUGGUUCUGUCGUCGUGCUACUUGGCCUUUAAAAUCGUCUCUCUGGAGCAGAGGCUGACGACGCUCGGCUCCGUCGCCGAGUUCGUUCACCCGGAGAACGACUUCCUGGGCGGCAGCUCCGCCGUGAACACGGAGCUGUUCUCUGAGCUGCUGACCGUCAACCUGAUAAAGCUGGAAAAGGUGCAGAAGAACCUGCAGAGGCUGCUGGACGAAGCCACCUGAGGGCCAACGGG
This is a messenger RNA of Stegastes partitus (bicolor damselfish), 1298 nucleotides long. RefSeq names its product GRAM domain containing 2B (gene gramd2b). The transcript is spliced from 14 exons. Gene Ontology annotation, cellular component: cytoplasmic microtubule. NCBI's taxonomy places the organism in Eukaryota, Metazoa, Chordata, Actinopteri, Pomacentridae. The record is from RefSeq and is a predicted model, not a curated record. The coding region runs from base 1 to 1287 and encodes 428 amino acids.